UACCUCACGAGGGAAAUAUGACAAGCUGACUAUACCGUAGUCGUGGAAAAGGCUACAAUUAAAAAAUGGGGGCUUCCCAAAGUUCAGAUAGCGAGGGAUCUGAUGUUCAUUUCACAGAUGAAGAGAAGGAUAUUAUUUCCCAAAUGUUUACAAAGAUAUCCCAUGGGAAAAAGACAAUUUCCAAAGAACAGCUUGAGUCUUACACAGGUCCUGUCCUAGGACAAGAGAUGAGCCACAGUAUAUUCUGUGUUAUGGAGUUGUCAGAAAAACGGCAUCAGCCUGAUGGUGGCAUCAGUCUACAACAGUUCCUGCAGUGUCUGUCCCGUCUGCUGCGAGGCAGCGUGACAGAGAGGUCAACUAUCCUUCUGUAUCUAGCAACAGGGGGCAAGUCUGAAGCAACACCUCAACAACUAAUUAAGUGUGUGACUAUGCUGAUAUACAGUUUUGCAAGGAUUGCAGAGAAACAUGUUGAGUAUAAAAGUUGGGUGCUACAUCGGAGUGAAGAAGCCUUCUCUCGUCUUGCCCUCUGUCUUUUGGAAGAUCUCUUCCAUGCAGGUCCUGACAAAGACCGUGGCAUGGGAGUUCCCGUGGUACCAGACAACACUACCUUCAAUCAGAGUCAGAUAGAAGACUGUAUUUCAAAAUCACAGCUAUUUCUCCAGAUGUUUGAGCAGAUAUUCUCAGGAUGCUUUCAUGUAGUUUCAAAGGAUGAAGAAGUAGCCCAUCAUCUGACCCCACGGGUGCCAGUGGCCGGCUGUAUCAACUGGGCCAAGGUCAAGAGCAUCCUAGACUUCCCCUCCCUCAUCUUCCUCAACUCUGUGCUCCCCCCUGACAAGCAGAUGGAGUGGCGCUUCCUCUACUCCAACCUUGUGUUCGGGGACAGCUUCACGCAGCUGGUGCAGAAGAUAACAAGGCAGGGGCCCACUGUAGUCAUCGUCCGAGACAAGGAUGGGAAUGUGUUUGGGGGCUAUGCAAGUCAGGACUUGGAAUUUAACCCCAAGUUUACAGGUGAUGCUCAGUGUGCAUUGUUCAGCCUGAAGCCGCACUAUGGGGUUUAUACUACCACUGGAUACAACGACCACUACGUGUACUUCAACAACCACGUCCAGACUCUGCCCAAUGGGUUGGGUAUGGGAGGACAGUUUGACUACUUCGGUCUGUGGAUCGACCACACGUUCAACAACGGACACAGCAAGGCUGGGCCGCGAUGUACCACGUACGGCAGCCCACAGCUGUCGGGGAAGCCUGACUUUGAGGUGGACGUUAUUGAAGUGUGGGCGGUGGGACCGGAGAAGAAGAUAGAUGAUGAUGACAUCACAGACGAGUCAAGAAAGAAGAAGAGCAUCCUGGAUAAGGACCCCGAGGCUCAGGCCAUGUUGACGCUGAUCGGGAAGGGGCCUGUCAGCGAGGGUCUGCGAGAGGAAGAUGACACAGCAGGCAAUCCAGAACACAGCAAAGUCGUGUCGCUGUUCUAGAGGGAAUUACUAAUAUGGAGGGCUGUAAGGGGCUGACAAUUAUUCCUUUCUAGAUAUCCCGAAAAUUAAUUUGUGGGUCUAUAAAACUCUUUGGCUCAUCAUUUCAGAGAACAAAAUUGUUAUGAAUACACAAUGCCAUAUAGAAAGUGGUCAAUUGUAAAACAACAUGUAAUCCCAAGUAUAAUGUGUAACAAAUUUGUUAGGAAGUGCUGACUGAAACCGUAUUCUCUUCAUAAUAAACAAAAGUCUUUCCCCUUCUCCCUCUAAAGUAAUAUGGUAGUAUGGUAAUAUGGUUACUUGUGCAAUGUGUACAGGCUGUGACCACAUAGGUACAUGUGAGGAUGAAAUGUAUUCAGUGUUCAUUCAGGAUGUAGUGUGCUCCGCUUCAUACCACUCCCUUGUUUCCAUAGUGACAACACACUGGAUUAUGUGGUUCUUACAUAUCCUAAUACUGGUAUCAUUAACUGUUGAUACACAAUGAUACAUUGCAGUAUUGUUUGGAGUGAACAUUCAUGGGUCAGUUAGUAUCAUUUGUAUGUAUCAAGCACAGAACCCUUUAGGAUUUAUGGUUCUGUCAGAGUGAUUAUCAGGCUGUGAAGAUGUGAAAAACACCCUCAAUCUAGAUUUCGUUUUCCACAUUCCUGGAAGUUAUUUUCAACAAAUAUGUAAACCAAAUAAUGUGAAGAUAGAAAGAUAUGAUAGAUGAUAAUUAUAACACAGAUUUUUUUGUCUAAAAACAACUUUGAUAAGACUUAGAUAAACUAAUACAAUAAAAUAUGGUUAUGACAAACUUAAAGGGACCACUAGUUGUUUGUUAGUUUGUAAUAACGGUAUUUUGUUAUGCACAUUUCAACUAAGAUCUACAGCAAAUGGCUGGGCAAGUGGCAUUAUGGUGAUGUUUGGCUGCUCGGGGUAUUAGUGGAGAUGUGCAUAGUGGUGUUAUCAUCUCAUGUUAUCAUAGACCAGGUAUAGUUGUAAGAAAAUGUUAUCAAUUAGAUUCACAUUACGAUAUCAAUGAUAGAGUAGACAACUCUGUAGAUACUGACAUGAAAUAGUGUGUGAGUGUAUCUUUGUUAGAGUUUCUUGACGACCAGCAUUGUACUCCUCAGUAUAACAUCCCAACUUUGUAUAAAGUAAACAGCUGUCAUCAUGUUUCUUCUUGGUUUCCUGACUAGUUUGUGAUAGUGUGUAUAUAGUGUAUAUAAUCACAGCAUCGCUUAUGUCAUAUAAUGUGUAUAAUGGUUCAAGAUUAUGAAUAUGAACAAAUCUUGUUCCACUAACCUCAACCCAACUUUUGUUCCACUGACCUCCACCCAACUCUUGUUUAUAAGAAUUCAAGAUUAUGAAUAUGAGCAUGUUAGCUUUACUUUUAAAAACCUGUUGUUUUGUAUGAUACUAGAGUGAUGUGGAAGGUUGCUGUGUGUAGAUGGUGUCCAGCUGUCCUGGAGAGAUGAGCUUUGGGAUGACAGUGUAAUUGCAUUUGUUCCAAUAUCAUCCUAACUGGAUAAAAGGUUCGCUAUUUGUCUGUCAUUUCACAGUGGAAGCCUUUACAAAGGCCCAGACCAUGUGUGCAGGGGUAUUUGUUGUCAAAUGUUAUGUUUGUUAAACUAUCUAAAUGUGCAGACUAUAGACGGAUAAAUAUAUUGAAUAAGAUUUCAAGUGAUUUGAUUGGCUAAUCAAGAUCUUUUUGUGUGUGUAUCUUUCUGUUAACUGAAACAAAAUGGAGCCACACUUGAUAACAGACUGGUGUUUCCUCAUUGGCUCAUAAUGGAAUAGGCAUGGCUUGUGUUGUAAUAUUGUGCUGAAUCAGUAGAAUAGUGUAUGUGAAAUUAUUACUGUUGACAUGUUUAUUAAUAACAACUGCAUUCAGUAUGCAUUUGCAUAAAUAGUAAAAUCAAAGCAUGGAUUUACACUGUAUACACACUUGUUUUUACCAUCAUAAAAACAUUGAAAUUAAUUCUUAACUAAACAACUCUGUGUAUGCUAUAUUGUUUAGAUCAAUAAAUACAUCAUUCUGAUUAUGUAGAUUGAUUUCAAAACUGAUAACUACCUAUUCCCUAGUGUGCACACUUACGUUCCUAACUUGAUCAAUGGAAAAAACAUGGCUGAAAUCCAUUCCAAAAUGGCUGCUAGCCUAAUACACUGUGAUUGUUGUCUUGCAUGAUGGUUGUAGUUAUGUGAAACUUUGUACCGGAGUGGUGAAUAACUGAAUCAGGCCACACUCUUUACAAAUGCCGGAUGUUAUUAUGUUGAGAUUUAUUAGUAACCUAUUAUCUUGGUUAUGUUAAAAUAAGAAUACCUAAUUUUCAGUAUUCUUAAUUUUUUGUUCUCAGGUGUAUUGUGGGGUGCAGUUGAAUUAUUAAGAAAAAUAAAUUAUUAUUAUGUUUAUUGUACAGGUUGUUUACUACUUUUUACAUUUUCCCUCUUUGUAGAGAAGGAUUUGUGAUAGAUUAAUUAUGACUAUGUAGGCUAUAUAUAGAAUACAUUACUGGUACCUGUAAUUAAUUAUUUUUCAAAAGUUAAUUUACAUGGGUUUUUUUACGUUUCUAUUGAUGUCAUCAAAGAUAGAACAGUCAGACAUUAGAAUUGAAUUAAGCUGAUAGAAGAUUUUUUUUAAAUCAUCAAACAAACAAAAUCCUACAUAUUACUUCUGUAAAUUUUGAUUAUAGUUAUGUGUGAUGGAAUCAAUGAAUGGAUCAAGUGUAUAUUUAUUUUGGUAAGUGUGAAUGGGUUUUGAUUAGCACUAUCUGCAGAAUGAUGUGUGUGAUAUAGCAUGAUGUGUAGGAAAUCCUAAAGUGAUACAGGUCUUGAAUAUAUACCACUUUUUCAAAACUUACCACCAUCCUGACAAACCCAGAAACAUAAUCCGGUCCCACCAGGGUUUUACCAUGAAUCAUAAGGUGUCGGUGCACCUAAGGGACACAACUCUGCAAAGUGAAUUUAGGCACUUUUGGAGACUACAUCAACGGGUUCUCUGUUUUAAAUAAUUUAGGGAAUAAUUUCUGAAUGUGAUGAAACACAUUUAGUUCAUGCCUGAUUCAAGUCCCAAACCAAAACAAUUUAGCUCCGAACAGUGAGGCUGACAAUGCACAUACUACCAGGGAGAAUAGAAGAUUAUCCCUAGUACUACACAGAGUAACUGCCUUCAGCCUUGUUUUUUUUUAUGAACAGCAAAUUAACCAUAGCUUGCUGAUUCAACUUAAGGAUUAGUUACUGAAUAAAAAUUGACUGCAAAAUUAGAUUGUAAGCCAGUGUUUAUCAAAAUUAUCAGAGUAUCAAAAUUUAUUAGACUGGGAUAUUUACAGGCUGUCAUGGAAUAUUGCCAUGUGUAGCAUUAAACAAUGAAAAACAGACUUGUAUCAUGCUCAACGAUAUAGUUAUGUAUGAUAAUUGAACACACAGAAACAGCUCCUUUAAACACAUUGACUGGAGGCAUUCUCUGUUACCCAGUGUAUUUCAUUUCCUUUCUAUAGUGAGAAACAUCAUGGAUCUGCAGCUCCAUUGUACAGAUGACAGCAAUCAUUACUCCUCUCUGGACGGACAUGUAGUAUCAAAAAUGAACAAAUUUUACAGAAAAGCACUUCCUGAAUUAUAUUCAUAAAUUAUUAUAAAAGAGCUCAGAGACUUUCUUCAUUUUCAGAACUGAAUCUGUGGUAAUCAAGACUUGACACAUAUUCUAGACUUGCAUUGGCUGUAUUUGGUAUAUUUAUUGCAGGGUCUGUAUGACAGACUAUCCUGUCUCUAGCAUAGCAGACAAUUUCUCUUUGUGGUGAUAAUAAUUUGUUUGUUUGGCUCAAACUAAACAUGUAGUAACGAAUGAGUUCAGAGUAUAUAUCAUAACAGAAUGGAGAUAGAAUGAACGGUGAGUAGGUCUUAUGCUUAGUACAUGCACAUGGCAAACUGUUUUGUGCAAGUUGCACAUGGUGAUUUGUGCAUAUUUCGUGCAUAUUUUAAGAAGGUACACCUGUAUGUGUUAUGAUCAAUUAAGAAUGUUUCAUGUAAUACACAAGCCAGAAAGAUUGAAAUAAAGAAUCACAUGUA
This is a messenger RNA of Haliotis rubra (blacklip abalone), 5516 nucleotides long. Its product is annotated as MTOR-associated protein MEAK7-like. NCBI's taxonomy places the organism in Eukaryota, Metazoa, Mollusca, Gastropoda, Lepetellida, Haliotidae. The coding region runs from base 66 to 1475 and encodes 469 amino acids. The record is from RefSeq and is a predicted model, not a curated record. The transcript has 8 exons.